CUCGAUAAGUUAAAUUGACUACGAGCUGAGUACGACGAGGAGGAGGAAGAAGCGAGGAAUAGAGUCCUGCGCGCACGUGCUGCUGUCCGGCACACGCGCGGCGGGCGAACUGGCGAAAGUUGGAAGAGCAGUCGACAGUGCCCAGUAAAAAGCGGCAGCCACCGUGGAGCCAGUCGGCACGAGCACGACGUGGGCGACUCGCAGCGGCGUUCACUCAAACGCUUUCCAAACGCCUUUGACUGCGUUCCCUGACCGCGGUGUGGCGCAAACGGAGCUCCAUUAACCAGCUGCAGUUCUGAGAAAAGAGACAGUCCUUAUCUCCGCUUCAGGUGGGCGCCUGGUCUCGCGAGUGUCGCAAAGUGCAAAAAUUUGCGCUUGGUCGCGAUCGGUCUUUCUAUAAGGGUUCUUAGUACCUGUCGACAGCCCUGUUAUGUUCACCUGCCCGGCGCCAGGCGCUAUGUGCCGGUGAUGCAACACAUGCAUACAAAACGUUUGCUUGGUCGCACGCACGAGCGAUAGUCCUUUCACCUGCUUGAAAAACGAUCUCGGUUGCUUGCUGACGGCCUUUGUUUGGUAUCGAUAUGACAGGACCACGGUGCACGCCACCCGGCCUUGGCCGGAAUCGGCGGGGUCUUGAAGCCGGCGCGAUUUCGCAGGAGCAGCGCCCUUGGGCAUUGUACCUGUGAACAUAUCUCCACGGAGGUGCGACUCGGUCCACCUGCCUAUUUUGUCGUCCUCCAGCACUGAAGGCCCCAGCCUACUAGCGGGCCUGGAUGCCAGCGCUUAACCCGCACCCGGUGGGCUCGCUAGACGCCUGGCUGGACUCGCCGUUCGCCUGUGCCUCCAGCAGCGCUCCAACGGGGGGCCGCAGCAGCAGCUACGCAGCCGGGGCCAGCAGCAGCACCACAGUGCCGCGGCGCGGCAGCCGCGCCAGCCUGCUGUUCGGCCGCGAGUACCUCGGCGGUGGCGGCGGCAGCGGCGGCGCCGCGCCGCGGCACGAGGGCGGCUUCGCCGCCGCCGCCCCCUCCCUGCUGCUGGAGACCGUGACGUCGGGCGACGGCGAGCUCGGCGAGCAGCUCGGCUCGCCAGCUGCAGGCACACGCCGCCCCGGCGGCCCCAGCGCACACGGCGGAGUCACAGCGGCGGCCGCAGCAGCAGGGGCUGCUGCAGGGCAGGGGCCAGCCAGCGGCGGCGGCGGCGGCGGCGGCGGCGGCGGCGGCUCCGGUGUGGAGCUCCCCCCGCGCUGCGCCAGCGCCUCGGCGGCGGUGGGGACUUCAACACUUGCCGGCCUGGGGUUGGAUGGCGGCGGUGGUGGCGGCGGCGUAAAGCGGCACUCCUUGCUAUCCAUGCAGCUGCGCUCAGCAGCUUUGCUACCAAGCGAGGGAAUCGCGGCGCCUCUGGGCAUUGGGAGCACAGGAUCCGCCGGCGGCGGCGCCAGCAGCCCAGGCACCAGCAGUUUCGGCGGCGCCAGCAGCCCCGGCGGCGCCAGCAGCAGCAGUGCCGCGAGCGGUCUCAUGGCCGCGCCCAUUGCCGCAGCGGCGGGCGGGAGCGCCUGCCUCCCUGCGCUGACCACCCGCCGUAACAGCAGCGGCGGCGGCGCCGCGGCGGCCCCGAUGGCUGCUGCUGUGGUGGCGGCGGUGGCGUCGCCACCGCCGCCGCCUGCUGGGACUGAGGCGUCUGAGGCUGCGGCUGCAGGCGGCGGCCGUACGUCCCCACCGGGCCGACCGCUGGCGUCCACCUGCUGUACUACUACUGGCGGCACUGGUGCCGAGCGCGGCGUCGUGUCUGACGUCUCCUCGCCGGGCCCUCAUGCUGCUGGGGCGCCGCAUGAAGGCGUCAGGACCGGUCCUUUGCCUUCGCCUCUGCCGCCGUCGCCGCGCGCUAGCAGCAGCGGCAUCGGCGUAACAUGUGUCAGCAUCGGCAUCGGCGGCAGCAUCGGCGGCAGCGGCGGGGCACCGCCAGCGCCUGAGCCAUGGCGGUCGCCCGAAAAGGCGCCGUCGCGGGGCGGCAACGGCAGCCUGUUGCGGUUGCUAGCCUCGACAGCAGCCGCCGUCACAGGCGGCGGGGGCAGCGGCGGCGCGGCGGCCGACAAGCCCGACGGCAGCAGUGUGCGCGGCGGGAGCGGCGUCACUGCUGGCGUCGGCGGUGGGGGCGGCGGCGGGCCGAGCGCCGCGGCGGUGUCGCUCUUCGCCGCCGCCGCCGCCGUCCCGCUGCUGCUCAACAGCGGCAGCAGCUACGACGCCGACGCACCCGCCGCGAGCGAGGUGGACGCCACGGUCGCGGGUUCCAUCUCUGCCAGCAGCAGCAGCAGCGGCGGCCCGGCAGCAGUAGCAGCAGCAGCAGCAGCAGCAGCAGCAGCAGUACCAGCCAGCCAGGGCCACGUUGACGGAGGCGUCGGCGGCGGCGGCGGCGGCGAGCCCAUCCGCAUGCUGGCGGCGCCAAGUGCUGCCGCUGGCGGCGGCGGAGACUCAAGGACCCGCUGCAGCCUUUUGCCAUCUCGUGAAUUAGGAGGUGGUGUCGCGAGAGGCAGCAGCAGAGCCGCUGGCGCCGGCGCGGCCGAGGCACUGACAUUGACGUUCAACGCCAGCCUGGGUUCGAGCCCCGCGCGUCAGCAGCUGCAGGGCCCAGGGCAGCACGCAGCAGCCGAAGAGCCGGCAGCAGCACUGGCGCCCCCACUGCGCGCGACAGGUGCUUUGACCGCCUCCGGCGCCGCCGUUGCGGCAACGCCGUCGGCGGCGGCACAAGUGGCCGCCAUGGCGGCAGCUGGCAUCCCUGCGUCUGCCUCCCUGCCCGACUUCGGGGACGCCAGGGGCGAACACCCACUGGAGCGGCUGUGUCUGGCUCAGGGCCUGUCCUCACCGCCCCGCGGCGUCGCCAGCAGCCUCGUAAGCUACUCAGCCGCCGCCGCCGCCGCCGCCGCGACUUCUGCCUCGUCCAGUGCCGGACGCGGCAGCAGCCUGUCAGGCGCGGCUGCCGCCGCCAGCGAGGGCGGCGGCGGCGGCAGCAGCAGCAGCAAUCUGAGCGGCCUGGUUGCGAUUGGUGAGGCACUGUUUGCAAUGCUCCCCGCCGACCCGACGGCGGCCGAGAGCGCACCCAAUGCGUCGUCGGUGGAUGCGUCCGCAUCGGCGGCGGCGGCAUCGGCGGCGGCGGCAUCGGCGGCGGCCGCCACCACAGACAUUCUUGGGGCGGCGGCGGCGGUUGCCGCCGCCAACUCUCGCCGGUCCUCCGGCGGCGGCAGCAGUGGCGGCAGCCGUUGCAGCGGCAGCGGAGCGGGAAGUUCCGUGCUCAACGUGCAGGCGGCCGGCGGCGGACUGAUUGCGCUGGCGGCGGCGCAGCGGCCAGAGAGAGCGCCGCGACCGCCCACAGCUGCAGCCGCCGCCGCCGCCGCUGCGUCAGCGACAGCAGGAGCGGGCUCAUCAUCACUGGAUCGCACCAGCUCCAGCAAGUCCCGCGGCAUACCCUUCUCGGAGCUCUUCUCCACGCACCUGCUGCUGCCGGCAGUACCCGCCGGCGACGCGGGGGGCCGCGUGUCCAGCGCAGGCAGCGGCGGCGGCGGCUCCAUCAUUGGUAGUGGCGGCGGCGCUGGCGGUGGCUUUGCUGCUGGCGGCGCUUUUACGUCUGCGGCAAAUGCCGCCGCCUCCGCGCCCACCGCGGGCGUGCCGCGUGGCGGCACCGACCACGUCAGCAACCUACACGGCGGGCACCACGCACACGCCGCGCUGCUGCACUCCCACAGCCUGGGCGGGGACGCCGCCUUCACGCGCGCGCUCAUGACAGCGCAGCUCGCAUCCACAGGCGGCGGCGGCGGCGGCGCGCCCGAUUCCGCCGCCUCCUCCGCCGCCUCAUCGCUGCGCUUCGGCGCCAGCGCCGCGGCCUCGCUCGGCGGACUGAUGGCGGCUGUGGAAGUCCGCGGGUGCCCGGUGGUGGCGGCGACAGCCAACACCAUGUUCGAAGGCACGGUGCGGCGUGGCUUUCCGCGCAAGGCCUCCAUCCUGGCGCGCGCGCUGUCGACGCCCACGGGUGGAGAGGAUGUGCUGGGUGGGUUGGAAACCGCGUCGUUGAGUGCGGGCAGCGCCGGAGAGGGCAGCGCGUCGGCUGCAGGCAGCGAGAGCGGCGGCAUCGGCAGUGUGUUGCUUCGAGGCCUGCUGCCUGCGUGAGCGAGGGCGGCUGGCGGGGUGUUUAUUCCGAUGGGCGGCGUCCGUCCGACGUGUGCGCGUGUUGCUUUUGCUAGGUUUGCCCUUUCUGUGUGUUGAUUUUGUUGUGUGUUGCCCACCGUUGGUCACUUGGUGGGUGUGUGUGCACAUGGCUGCUGUGUGGGGGUCAGAAUGAAACGGGCCGUGUGGGCAAGCAAUUACGUACUAGGGUGUGCGCACGUCACAUUGGCGCUGUGAGCCGAUGAGGCAAUGUAUGGCAACGGUGGCAGCGCGGCGACUGGUACUAGGGGGAGAGCAUCGCACCCAAUGAGCACUGCUGCUGUGCGAGAGGCAACUGAGGGCACUGGCGCGUCAACGGCCGGCUGGGGGGCACGUCUUCUGGGUGAUUGUUAGGUUAGUUGUCAGACGUCGACGGCCCGGCCCAUAAUGAUGAUAGCUGAUAGAUAACCCGCGAGGCAAGCAAUGUAGGUGAGCAUGCAUGCAUACCCAGCUCGCUGCUUGUUGGAGAUAUGCUGUCGGGGUCUUAAACACCCCUGCUGGACAGAUUGAGAAAUUGUGUUCAGGGGCCGUAUGCGGCUGUGCUGCUGCCGCUGGAUAAGUGGAUAUCGACAGUUGCGGAUCGAAAGACUGUGUGGGCGCGUUGCAAUGGGCGGUUGCCGUUGCCGGGAACCUGUGUUAUGGUCCAAACUUAAUGUUGCCGGUUGCUGUGUCUGCACCGUUAGUUACAAUGCCUCGCACGUAACAGCAUCUGAACACAGCGUUCUUAAAUAUGUAUGGAUACUGGUUUGCAGCUGUGCAUGCAUGGGAUGAGUGCGGUCUUUCAUGCUUGGCAACAUGUAAAGGGAUGCAUGGGCUAUUGUUUUUGUUCUCGAGCCUGCAAACGAGCAGGAGGAAAUGGUCAGGGGAAGCUUGGGAGUUGGGAGGCGUUUGUGACAGCGCUGCUGCUGUGGCGGACCGGUAUUGCACCAGGCAGUAGUGGCUGGUCGUUUGCAUUUCCAAGUUGGCAACUGGGAUCGGGGCGUCGAACGAGGAUCGAUGCUGCUGCAGGUUUCGCACGGCAUGGCCCUGCAUUGUUUGAAUUUCAGUCGAGUAGAGCGGGUGCGGCGUCGUGGGUUACAGACAGGCAUGUUUACACGGAUAUUUAUUACGGAUGUAUACGUGGCCGCCAGUGGCAGCUGCUGGAAUUGGGUGCUGUGGCGUGGUCAGUGCGUGUGCGUAUUGUGGACCUGCUGGCAAUCCUAUAGCAUGGUGUGCGCCUCAAUCCCAGCAAUCUAGCUACCUAGCUACCGACCGAGCCGCCGGCCUGCUCGACAGCGGCACCGUGUGUGUUUGCAUGUGCUUGAGCUGGUUCCAGCACAUGUGUAGGCAUACGCACAUGCGACAAGCUGCUCCCCAGCCGGACCCGUUUAUGAUACGGUGUGUACUGGGCGCCUGCUGUGUAGGGCGAUGGGGCCGCCGGUGGUUACCAGGCGGUUAUCAGGGGGGUCCUUAGGUGGUUACCCGCCCACCUACUGUGCAGGUCUCUAUGCCUGUAUGUUUCGCUCCUUGUGCGGGUUGGUCUUGUCCACAUGUUGCAUCCGCGCUUACCGGUAUGUAUUUUUGUACUAGCAUUAUUCACAAUUUUUUGACGGGGGCAGGUCCAUGUGGCUCAGUGCGGGGGUCGAUGCGUCUGCAUAAUGAGGGCUGGCGGGGCAUUUUCUGGCUGGCAUGUGUGGAGCGCGAGCCGCAGACUGCGUGCAGCUGCUCCAGUAGCGUGGUGACAGCCAUAUUUGCAGGUGAUGAGCCGCUCAAUCGUAUGACUUUGAUCCCUGCUUGUAUUACUAGCGUGAAGGUACCAUAAUAAGGACGUAAUGGCAAGGUCAGGCGCAUCCAAUGUUAGGGUCAAGGCGGCUGCGCUGCCGGGCACAGGAAGCAAGCUGGCCCGCGGCAUUGCUCUUGAUGAUCUUGGCGCCCAUCCAGCUAAGGCUGGGGCUCUGGCUUUGCUUGUCCACUGUUGUCGUGCCACAUGUAAUCUCAUCAAGUCUUGGUUGCUUAAAGCCUGGACGCUGCCUGCCCUGUGUAAAUAAUGCAAGUGUGAAUAUACCGUACGUUUAGCUGAUCACCACGCACCCCUGCAAAAAAACAAUUAUUUUUACACCACGCACCCCUAAACCGGCUUCUAUUUUGCACCACGCACCCCACGGUGUGGCAAUUUUGCAGAACCACGCAGCCGUGAACUGCAUGGUCUGUGGUCCCACGUGUGCGUGUACAAGGGGCUAGGCAACGCAGUGGUGAAACUGCACAGUGUCGUCAAUGCGCACGUGCUGUAACUGUCACCGCCA
Molecule: messenger RNA, 6475 nt
Organism: Chlamydomonas reinhardtii
Lineage: Eukaryota; Viridiplantae; Chlorophyta; Chlorophyceae; Chlamydomonadales; Chlamydomonadaceae
Exons: 2
Coding region: 774-4157 (1127 amino acids)
Source: RefSeq, a predicted model, not a curated record